Molecule: messenger RNA, 5346 nt
Organism: Clarias gariepinus (North African catfish)
Lineage: Eukaryota; Metazoa; Chordata; Actinopteri; Siluriformes; Clariidae
Gene: dagla
Product: diacylglycerol lipase, alpha
Exons: 20
Coding region: 739-3951 (1070 amino acids)
Biological process (GO): lipid metabolic process
Cellular component (GO): postsynaptic membrane; dendrite membrane
Source: RefSeq, a predicted model, not a curated record
GCAGUCUCCGCUCAGGCCGCAGUGUGUGUGUGUGUGUGUGUGUGAGUCUCUGCGCUGCGGGUUUGUUUGAGAAUCCCAGCACCGCCCGAGAGAGAGAGAGAGAGAGAGAGAGAGAACACAGAGCCCAGUGUGUGUGUGUGUGUGUGUGUGUGAGCUGCUGCUGCUGCUGGAGGGAGAAAAACACGGAGCAGUAACAGUCACACCCUGCUCGCGCGUUACGCACGGCACGUACAGAGAGGGACCGAGUGUGUGUGUGUGUGUGUGUGUGAGUCCGGACCGAGCGGGACACGGGACAGCGGGGACAGCGGGGACGGACCAGAGCGCGAGCACGGAGGGACAGCGGAGCGGGGACAGGCGCGCGCGCGCGGCGCGGAGCGGGGACUCAUCCCACUCCUCCGGUCUCUUUGAUGUUCGGAGGGACGCCGACAGUGUGGGUCUGAUCCCCUGCACACACAGAAUGUCCUGCUUUGUCUCGCGUCCUGAACCUGUUUCCUGAGGAACCUUACAUCAUCAUCAUCAUCAUCAUCAUCAUCAUUAUUAUUAUUAUUAUUAUUGAUGAGGAGGAGGGAGAGACAUUUCAGUGUGAGGACAUAAAGGAGACAGGGACAGCUUGGCUAUUUCAGUCCUUCUGCCCCGGAGAGACGUCUGGGUGAAGAUCUGUCUGCGGAGGAUGGGAGAGAGACCAGGAGCGGAGAAGACGACGGUCUCGGGAAGACGCCGUCCUAAAGCAGGGCAGUGAUGCCGGGCAUGGUGAUGUUUCGGCGGCGCUGGUCAGUUGGCAGUGAUGACCUGGUGCUGCCCGCAUUAUUCCUCUUUAUACUACACUGCAUAUGGCUGGUGGUGCUCUCGGUGGUUCUGUUCGGGCUCCCGUAUGGUUCGGAUCAGUCCUGCUCCGUCACGCUGGUGGACCACGGCCGCGGCUACAUGGGCAUCCUGAUCAGCUGUCUGAUCUGCGAGAGCGCCAUCAUGUGGCUUAGCAUGAGAGGCAGCAUCCUUUACACACAGCCCCGAGACGCCGUGCAGUACGUGCUCUAUAUACGGCUCGCCAUCCUGCUGGUAGAGUUGGUGUACGCGGUGGUCGGGAUCGCUUGGCUGGUGCAGUACUACCAACCCUGCUCUGAUGUCACGGCUAAAAACCUCGCUCUUGGUAUUGUGGUGUGUAACUGGUUAGUGAUCUUCAGUGUGUGUUUCACUAUGAUGUGCACCUUCGACCCCACGGGAAGAACCUUCGUCAAGCUGAAAGCCACACGUCGCCGCCAGCGCAACCUGACCACAUACACACUCCGACACAGGUUAGAGGAAGGUCAGGCCAGCAGCUGGAGUAGGAGACUCAGGUUCUUUAUGUGCUGCACCAGAGCUAAGGACACACAGUCUGAUGCCUACUCGGAGGUGGCGAGUCUCUUCGCCGAGUUCUUCAGGGAUCUGGACAUCGUCCCCAGUGACAUCAUUGCCGGCCUGGUGCUGCUCCGGCAGAGACAAAGAGCUAAGAGAUCUGCUAUCUUGGACCAGCCAAACAACGACAUCUUAGCCUUCCUUUCUGGGAUGCCGGUAACGCGUAGUACACGCUACCUGGAUCUGAAGAACUCGACGGAGAUGGCCAUGUAUAAGGAGGUGUGUUACUACAUGCUGUUCGCCAUGGCAGCGUACGGCUGGCCCAUGUACCUGCUGAGGAACUCCACCUGCGGCCUCUGCAGGCUCCUCAGCUCCUGCACCUGCACGUCUGGCUCCAGGUCUCGUCUCUCCCAGUCUGUAACAGUAGAGGAGGACAACUGCUGCGGCUGUAACGUCCUCGCUAUCCGCCGACAGUUUUUGGACCGGGACCUUAAACAGGUUCAGAUCGUCUACACAUCCUGCCAUGAUGCGGUUUACGAGACGCCGUUCUACGUAGCGGUGGAUCAUGGAAAGAAGAAAGUCGUAAUUAGCAUCCGAGGAACGCUUUCACCUAAAGAUGCCCUGACUGAUCUCACUGGAGACUCGGAGCGGUUGCCUGUUGAGGAACAUCACGGUGUCUGGCUUGGGCAUAAGGGAAUGGUUUACUCAGCGGAGUACAUUAAGAAGAAGCUGGAGCAGGACAUGAUUCUGUCCCAGGCUUUUGGCAGAGAUUUGAGUAAGGGGACGAUGCACUACGGGCUGGUGAUCGUGGGUCACUCUCUGGGCGCGGGCACCGCCGCCAUCCUGUCCUUCCUGCUCCGCCCUCAGUACCCCACGCUGCGCUGCUACGCCUACUCUCCGCCCGGGGGCCUGCUCAGCGAGGAUGCGAUGGAGUACUCAAAAGAGUUUGUCACCUCAGUGGUGCUGGGUAAAGAUCUCGUCCCCAGGAUCGGCCUCUCUCAGCUCGAGGGUUUCCGUCGACACCUGCUCGAAGUGCUGCAGAAGAGCGAUAAGCCGAAGUGGAGGAUCAUCAUAGGAGGCACUAAGUGUAUCCCCAAGACGGAGCUGCCGUUAGAGGACGACCCCCCGUCCCAGGGCGUGACCCCGUCCACCUCCCGGCUGUGUCUCCACCCCAGUGACCUGAGCAUCGCCCUGUCUGCCUCCACGCCCCUCUACCUGCCCGGGCGCAUCAUCCACGUCGUACACAACCACCCGCCCGAAACCUGCUGUGGUCAGGAGGAGCCCACCUACUCGGCUCUUUGGGGCGACAACAAAGCCUUUGAUGAGGUCAUCAUCUCUCCGGCCAUGCUGAAUGAACACAUGCCUCACGUGGUGUUGGACGGCCUUAAUAAGGUUUUGGAGAACUACAACAAGGGCAAGACGGCUCUUCUGUCCGCUGCUAAAAUCAUGGUGAGCCCAACCGAAGUGGACCUGAACGCCGAGACCUACUUCCACGGCGUCUCCAACUCCCACGAGCCCACGCCGCAAACCCAGCACCGCAGGAACAGCAGCGUCCGCUCCUGCGCUCGAUCCGAGAUUUCUCUGGAUGGUUUUUCGGAGUGCCCUCCUCCAGCCGUGCCUGUGGUGCUGAUGGGCGCUCGUGAGCGCUUGGCCCUGGAGCUGCGAGAGCGAAAGGCUCCGUUGGCGGUCAUGGAAAGCCUUUCGGACGUCGACUCGGUCUACAGCAUGGACUCCCGCCGCUCUUCAGCUGCUUUCAGAGGAUCACCGUGUCUCGGAACGCUCCCUUUCCCGCUCGACGCCCCGAUUCCUGAAGAGAAUCCAUCCCUGAGCUCACGAACUGAGCUAAUUCAGGCCUCACCUGAGCGAGAACUUUUGGGCCAAACCGGGCCUUGCUGCCCCUCACCACCAGAACUCGCAUUACCUCCCAGUGAAAGCCACAGCCUCUCUCCAGAACUUGCGGUACCUUCUAAUCAAGGCCGUUCCCUUUCUCAAAUCAACCGUGGUGGCCAUUUUACCCGGUUUGCAUACAAACACACGGGUGAGGGUCAGACAGGCCAGCAGAAGGCACUUUUACGCUCCAAAUCGGAAAGUUUUGAAGUGGUUCAGAGGUCUAACAGCAAGAACUCAAGUCCUGUGGUACCCUGGACAGGGAUUACAAAGAAGCAACGAGGAGAGAAUACAAAAACUGAUGGUGUGAAGAAAGAGGUGCGAGUAACUCCACUGUCCAACGGAAACACCAGUCAGGCAGUGCUGGAGUUUGCUCAGUACCUGGAUUCCCUUUUCAAGCUAGACGGAAGCGACUCUCUUCCUCUGGACAAUUCUGACGCAGAGUCCGAGUCGGGACGUGGCUCUUCAGUUCAGACGGAAGAACAGCGCAUGGAGGAUUUGGAUAGCGAGCAGCAGCUACUGGCCAGAGCCACACUUGAGCCUAACCUCGUCCCUAAGCCUCCUCGAACCUUUGCCGGCUCCACCGAACCCGAGUCCGGUGUCUCUCUCUCUCCGUCCUUCCCUUUAUCCUCGUCCGGAGAGAUGAACGACCUCUCGCCUGUCAAUCACACCGUCCUACGGACUCCCGCUGCUUCCUCUUACGAAGAGAACACGUUAUCAUCUGUAGUGUAGUGCGAGACGGACUUCAGAAAAUCGGCUUUUUCGGUGUCUGUACGUUUAAUUUUCCAGUUCUCUCUUCAGACCUCUCUUGAGGUCCUUCCUAACUGUAAAGUGGUGGCAUGGGGGAAUUUGAUCCUCGCUCUAAAAAAGAUGCAUGCGUAGCAACUUGUUCAAGACGUCUAGGCUGAGAAGCAUUCAGAAACCUCAUUUUGUACGACAGGUGGACGUUUAUAUGCCAGCGCAGUCUACAUGCACUGAUUACGAAGGGUUUCUCAUGAAAACAAGGACACACAAAGACGCUUCACACAACAACAUUCUCGUCGAGCCUGAGCUUAUGUUUACAUUUACGUCAAAGCCACCGAACAGCACGCGCAGAGCGGAUUGCAGGUUAGCGGGUGACAAGUCGCGGACGGAGUGAUACUUCCUCAGGGCUUUUAAGAGCAGAGAUGAAAGAAAGAUAGAAAAUUAUUUCUGUGUUUAUACCUUUUGGAUUAAGGACGGCGUGGCGUGUUUUGUUGAGCAUGUGCACAAAGUUUGGGGGCCUUUUUUUAUUUUUACUUUUAAUUUACAACUCUGUUUUGGUGUGCAUGAGAAAAUAUUUAAAAAAUGAAUGCUAAUUUAUAGCUCUUUUUGUCAAUAUUUCCCAGCCAAAUAUGUGUAGGAAAUGACCUGCAAAGAAAAAAACACCUACAUGGAUUUAUUGGUAUUAUAUUUAUUAGUAUUUUUUCAUGUUUUGCCGUAUCAAUGCGCCGCCGUGAGGCAUGCACACCAGGCACCGACUUACAGAAGACUUUUUUUAAUUUAAGUUAAGGAAUCAAAUCAAGAACACGUAGCAGCAACUGGUCUUUUUUAGGGAGUCUCAGUCUCUCUUAUACACACAUACACACACAUAUCUGCAUUUUUAUCAUUUCUACUGCUGUUGCUAUGACUUCUGUUGCGUUACUCAGUGGUUUUAUCUUUAUGAUGAAUAUUUCAGUAACUGUUCCAGUGCGACUUGCCUUUUCUAAAUUUUUUUUCCUGAAUGAUGUGUUUUGAUUUGAAACUUUUUUAUUCUUUUUUUUUAAUAGCAGGAGUUCAUUUUGUGUUUGUAGGAAAACUACAGCAGUGGGACACUUUCAGCACUAAACCUUUUUAAAGUAAGUGCCCCCCUCCUGAUAUGGCAUUAUAACAGCACAUGCCUACUUUCAUUCCAUCCAGGCCAGUUUUUCCUCUCAGUGAUAAAAGCUCCAGGUUACUGAUCCUGUACAAAUCCUCACCCUUCGUUCCCCUUAGCGUCCCUCGCUGCUGUACUCUUCCCUCUACGUGAUCGUAAAUAGCUGUUUAUUUUAUGCAAGUAAAUCUCCCAUCUUGUUUUUUUUUUCUUCUUCAGUUUAACUAAAUAAUAAUGAAAUAAAUAUUCCACUUUGA